Messenger RNA from Nematolebias whitei (Rio pearlfish), 2873 nucleotides. Its product is annotated as gastrula zinc finger protein XlCGF57.1. The coding region runs from base 327 to 2093 and encodes 588 amino acids. Gene Ontology annotation, biological process: regulation of transcription by RNA polymerase II. Gene Ontology annotation, cellular component: nucleus. Gene Ontology annotation, molecular function: RNA polymerase II cis-regulatory region sequence-specific DNA binding; DNA-binding transcription factor activity, RNA polymerase II-specific. Lineage: Eukaryota; Metazoa; Chordata; Actinopteri; Cyprinodontiformes; Rivulidae. The record is from RefSeq and is a predicted model, not a curated record. The transcript is spliced from 3 exons.
UACGGCUGCAGCAAAGCUUCUGAACUUUACGGGAGGACGCUGCUGGAUUUCCUGAUAAUGCAGGGACGGUAAACUAAACUGUCCGUGAGGAGGAGCAGGGUGGCUUGGCCAAGAGGUUUCUUCGUUCGAAGAUAUGCAGCGAUUAUUUCGAGCCAAGUUCUUACAAAAAGCACAUGGUGUGGUUGAUGUUUGCCGUUUAGAGACAGGAAUUGAAAGAAGACUUUCAAGGUUCAACUAUAUCCUGCUCGAGCCGCCGCUAUUUCCUAGAGUCCCAACAGAGACUGAGGCUCCAUCUUUCCAGCUAGCCUACUGCGCCUGCAUGUGAGAUGUUAGACUCUUAUGGUGACGACUUAUGUGCCAAAGAAGAAAAUGCACCGAGGCCUGAGAUGACUGAACCACCAUCACCAGAGCCCAACCAAACCAAUCAAAGCUUCAAGUCCUCUCCAUUCUCCUUUGCAGUUCCUCUGACAAUAUAUGCUACAACAUCAUCUGGAUUUCAACCCAGUGGGUCAAGAAAUGUAAGGUGUGCGGCUGAUUUUCAUGAAGAACAGCUUCAAAGAGGCAAAGAUGUUCAGCAGAUGCUGGUGACUGAAGAAGACCCUGAUGAAUGGAGCUCUAGUUUGCACCCAGUAACUCACAUUAAGGAGGAAAAGGAGGAACUCUUGACCAGUUCAGUUGGAGGAAAAACCAGCUCUCCUUUCACUCUUGUUACUGUGAAAAGUGAAGAUAAUGAAGAGGAACAUCUGUCUGUACAUUUUUAUCAAAACAAAACUGAACUUAGCAAAGAUGAAAAUCCUUCAACCCACAGAUCAACUAAACAAAUAAAUGUGAAAACCUCCAUUGGAGGUUCAGAUCAAGGGAAAAACCCUGAUCUAAUUAAUCAUAUAAAACUUUUGAAAGAUAGAAAGGGUGCAGACUUUGCCAAGACUGAAGUCAUUAUUGGUGAUAAUGCUAAUUAUGAAAACUGGCAGAUCCCUUUAUCUGAUUAUGGACCUGAAAGUCAAGAUAAUAACAGAGGUUUUAAGAAGACUGAGUUGCCUGAAUCAGGCGAAAAUGGUGACGUAGGAAGCAACGCGGCCAAACAAUCUUUUACCCUCCCUAAACGCACAACAAACCAUUCAGAAAAAAGGUCCUCUUCCUGUGUGGGUAAGAAGAAAUUCCCCACAACAAAGCCACAUAUGGAUUCACAGAUGGGAGUUCACACAGGAGAGAAACCAUUUGAUCAUUAUGUUUGUGAUAAUGCAUUUAAUGAAGAGAAACUUCCUAAUAAUGAUAAAAACCUCCACACAGAGGAGGCAUCAUUUGAUUGUGAUGUGUGUAGUAAAACAUUCAGUGUAAAGGGAAGUCUUAAUAGACACAUGAGAAUCCACAGUGGAGAGAAAUACUUUAGUUGUGGCAUUUGCUGUAAAAGAUUUAUUGAAAAGACUGACCUAAAGAAACAUGUCAAAGUGCAUACAGGAGAUAAACCAUAUAGUUGUGUUUUUUGUGGUAAAACAUUCAGACAAAAAGCUCACAUUAACAGGCACAUGAUUAUCCACAAAGGAGAUAAACCGUUUGUCUGUGACGUCUGUGGUAAAACAUUCAACGUAAAAGCUAAUCUUAAUGUACACAUGAGGAUUCACACCGGAGAGAAACAGUUUGGUUGUGAUGUUUGUGGUAAAACGUUCAGCAUCAAGGGAAAUCUUAAUGCACAUAUGAGAAUCCAUACCGGAGAGAAACACUUUGGUUGUGAUAUUUGUGGUAAAUCAUUCAUCCUAAAGGGAAAUCUUACGACACACAUGAGAAUCCACACAGGAGAGAAACAUUUUGGUUGUGAUGCUUGCAGAAAAACUUUCAUCUCAAAGGGAAAUCUUGAUGCACAUGUCAAAAUCCACACAGGAGAAAAGCAAUUUAGUUGUGACGUUUGCUCUAAAAGAUUCAUCCUAAAGACUGAUCUGAGAAAGCACAUGAGAGUGCACACAGGCGAGAAACCAUUUAGUUGUGGUUUAUGUGAGAAAACAUUCAGCCAAAAGAUUCAUCUAAAAACACACAUGGUUACCCAUGAAAAAGAAAAACCACUGGUUGUGAUGUUUGUGGUGAAACAUUCAACGUAAAAGCAAAUCAUAACGUUCACAUGAGAAUCCACACCGGAGAGAAACGCUUUGGUUGUGAUGUUUGUUGUAAAACGUUCAGCAUCAAGGGAAAUCUUAAUGCACAUAUGAGAAUCCAUACUGGAGAGAAACACUUUGGUUGUGAUAUUUGUGGUAAAUCAUUCAUCCUAAAGGGAAAUCUUACAACACACAUGAGAAUCCACACAGGAGAGAAACAUUUUGGUUGUGAUGCUUGCAGAAAAACUCAUCUCAAAGGGAAAUCUUGAUGCACACGUCAAAAUCCACACCGGAGAAAAGCAAUUUAGUUGUGAUGUUUGCUCUAAAAGAUUCAUCCUAAAGACUGAUCUGAGAAAGCACAUGAGAGUGCACACAGGAGAGAAACCCUUUAGUUGUGGUUAUGUGAGAAAACAACCAAAAGAUUAAUCUGAAAAUGCACAUGAUUACCCACAAAAAAGAAAAACCACUGGUUGUGAAGUUUGUGGUGAAACAUUCAACAUAAAAGCAAAUCUUAACCCCUAGAAGGUCCUUUCACUUUAUGGCAGUUAGUGUUUUUCGGGGAAAACUCAGUGACAUUACCGCUUAAAAAAUACUAUUUAUUACCCCCCCCCAACACCUACAAAAUAAACAAGGUAAUGUGUUAGAGGUAUUUUAACUGAAAUAAAAAUAUAAAAUUUAAUUAAAUUAUUUUAUUUGAACUUGUUAAGAGCCUUUAGUUAAAAGGAACUGCAUUUCAGAUAGUUUAAAAUUGAAAAUAAUGUAUAUGUUGUGGCACUUUUUGAAGAA